ACAAAGACCCUUGCCAACCCGAUGCGCCGGAAUGUUCUGGCUCGGAAUUGCCGGCAUGGCAUGUCUCUCCUCACCUCUCCUCACCCCUCUCCCUCCUGUCCCCUACCCCUUGCACUCUUCCUGGUGUUUGACAUGUUUUCCUUGAUUACCGAGUACCUGCACCUACCCUCCGUAUGUCUCAAACUGUCCUUGCCGGCAGGCGGCUAUGGAGAGCAGCGCCAGGGGGAGGGUUACAGUGAAGACCAAAUCGUCGCGAGUGAGACCUUGGGUAUUGCGCAUGCAGCCAGCGCACGGGCUUGGCCGAGUCUGUGGUUGGAAGAGGACGACGAGGGGAUUGGUUGCGUAGCCGCGCGGCGGUUACGGGGAGGGAUGCGGACGGGGACGGCCCGGGGGGACGGGACGGGGACGGGGACGGGGACGGGGACGGACUAAGUAGGUAGGUCGUGUAGGUGGAAUGGCAUAUGUUUUGUGGAGUGCUCUUUUGAGCCAGCGAGCUGCUUGGACAGAUGCAUAUGCCCACUCCAAUAACAUGGUUACCAUGGUGGAGCGGUG
Molecule: messenger RNA, 552 nt
Organism: Thermothielavioides terrestris NRRL 8126
Lineage: Eukaryota; Fungi; Ascomycota; Sordariomycetes; Sordariales; Chaetomiaceae
Exons: 1
Coding region: 61-432 (123 amino acids)
Source: RefSeq, a predicted model, not a curated record